AUGUUUACAUGGUUUAUGCCAAACGCAUGUAGUCAUGUAUAGUCGGUUUAUAGCGCGAACAAUACUAACCUAACGAUUUAUUUUAGUAUAUAAGAUAAAUAAGCAUAUUUUACUAUAAAUUUAAUAUUUGAAUGUCAACUAUCGUAUAAAUAUAAAAAUGGAUCGAACGGGUCUUGGAAAUUCUUUGGGAAGAAAUGUCAAUUCUCCAAGAAAAAGAAUGUCAAUAGUGCAGUCCUUGAAGAAAAAUAGUUCAGGAUUAAGUAUGUCAGGGAGAUCUAAUCAGUCUGUACAAGUCAUUUGUAGAACUCCGGGUCAUGUUGUUGAAAGUUUUGGAUCGUCUUUACCUGUUCUUGUCACAGAAGCUUUAACAUUUGUUGAUAAAAGUACAGCUGUUAGUGUUUGUGUAUCCGCAGAUGGAUGGGCUUGGCUAAUAUGUGGACGUAGAAUUUUAGUAUGGCAAUGUAAAACUACAAUACAUGAUCCUAAACAAAGAAGAAUAUUUAAAAGUCAGUGUCGUGAAUUACAAUUACCUCAAAGCGAUCUUGCUCACAAAGCUGAAUGUAUAGCUGUAUGGCUACCUCCAGGACAACAGGUUCCAAGUUGUAUGGCAGUUUCACCAGAAGGUAUUGUACGAUUUUGGGCUAGUAUAGCUCAUGAAGGAUCAUCUGUAGAAACAAGUGCUGAACUUGCUGGACAAGAAGUUAAUUGUCUAACAUAUAUCCUUGGUCAUGGUUGUAUUUUAGCUACAACCACGUGUACAGUAGCACUUUUACAACCACAAUUUGUUGGUGGAAAAAAUAGUAUUGUUUGCCGUGUCCUUAGAACAAGUCAAGGAUGGUUGGGUGGCAUUGGACGUAGAAUGACAUCUCUUAUUUUUGGAGCUAUACCACAAUCGCCAGUUGCAGAAACUAAAUUAGUGAAAGUCAUAUGUUCAGGACUUGGAGAGAAAGGAUCAAGGGUUUUGAUUCUUGCUGGAUUAUCAUUACAAUAUUGGUCAUUUCCACAUAAUGAACAAGAAAAAAUGGAAUUUGAUGAAGAUAUUAGUCAUAUGGUUUCACAAGCAUUUCAAAGAAAAGUUUGGGAAUCAAGUGCAUGUAAUCCACAAAGUAUGGAUACUUGGUUGAUUGAUAUGCAAUUUUGUGAAGAAGGAAUAGUACUUCUAAUGGCAGCCCACUGUGCUGAUAUUUCUAUGCAAAUUUAUUUUGCUCUUGGAUUAAUAUCUUUAUCUGGCACAUCUAUGGCAAAUAGUUUCAAAUGGUUUAUUCCUGUGAAAUUUGAUUAUAUUCUCUUUUAUCAUGUUGAUAUAGAAACGAUUUUACUUUCUCAUCGUUUCAUACUGUGCGGCUGGGAAGCGAUUAUAUAUGAUCAAUUUAAUGUUAUUGUAGUUAAUUGUGCUUCUGAACAUGAACAAGAGAAAAUAGAAUUAAUUAGAGGUAAAGAAGACAGUAUCUUAGGAGGAGCUUUAUGUUCUGGAACACCAGUACUAUUUACAAAAAAUGUUGGGCUUGUUUCUAUUAUACCAACAGAUUUUUCGUCACAAGACUUUAAUACAAAUUACACAGAUAUUAAUGCUACUAUAGAUUAUAAUUAUAAAAAUGAUCAAACAGCACAUAACUUUUCUCUACUUACAAGUAAUGAUGAAUUGCAAGAUAUGUUUUAUAGUUCUGAUGGUGCCACACAAUUAAGAGCUGCGUUUUUACUUAGUUUACGUCAAAAUAAGUUACAAUGUGAAGAAAUUUUAACACAAUUAUUUCCUCUGCAAGAAGAACCUGUAAUGGACAUUGAUGCAAUUCUUGAUACACUGGCUUUGAAAGUUGCAAAAGAUUUAAUUGAUGAUUAUCCAGCAAAUGAUCCACGUUGGACAAACCAUAGAGAUUUAUCUAUGACAAUCAAUGCUGUUACUGCUAUUCAAAUACCGCAUCAAUUAGAAGGAAAACAAAAAGCAUUAGAUUUAUUUGUAUCAUUCUUAAAAGAACAUAAUUUAUGGGAUAGAUUCUGUGCAGUAACAUAUAGAGGAAUAAUCAUGUCUACAUCGCAUGUUCUUAGUGAAUAUGCAGAAAAAAUAGUUGCUGCUAUGACUAUAUAUAAUCUUCAAAAUAGGAAUCCAGAGCUUAUUGAUUCUAUUAUUGAACAAACGUUGAAUCCUGAAACAUAUGUUUCUGAAGAAUUAACUUCACGUGAUAUAUUUUAUCGCGAAGUAAGUGCCGUACAUUUAUUCCUGCCUACUUUAGUAAGCAAUGCAACUGAAGUUACACUAUCAGAAAGACCAACGCAUCAAGUUGCACAAUAUAUAAUGCAAGUAAAUUCUAUAUUAUUGGGUGUUUUACACGAAGUAGUAAAAUAUCGACAGUAUAAUGCUGAACGUUUUGUGCCAACAAGAUGUUCAAAUGGUAUAACGGAAUAUCUUCCUUGGACUGCAGCUUCUGGUAAACAUGGUCUUAGAAAUUGUCUUACUACAAUGCAUAAUAUGACUUUAAAACAUGGUGUUACUGGAACGAAUGAUACAACAAUUAGAAAUGAAUUAUACGAACAACUAGUCAGUCUUAUAGAUCUUAUAUUAGAUGGAAGAAAAUGUCAUUUAGAAAGUAUUCGUGGUACUGAAAAAUUUGAAAUACUUUUAAAACAAUAUGAGACAGAUAGAAUGAAUUUGAUUCAACCUCUUAUAAAAGAAGAACAAUAUGAAAAUGCUGCCAUGCUUGCUGAAAAAUAUUGUGAUUUUGUAUCUCUUGUACAAAUUUGCGAAUUAACAAAUAAUAAAAAUAGACUUGAUAGUUACAUAGAUAAAUUUGCGUCACAAGAUUUUGCAGGUUUUUUAUUUUCAUGGUACGUGAAAGAUGGGCGACAAGGGCAAUUAGUAGAGAGAUGUAGACGUGGUGGUUCCAUCGAAUUGACAGAAAAAUUAUCUGAACAUCCCACUUUAUCAUGGGUGCAAGCAGUGUUAACGGAUGAAUUAAGAUUUGCAGCUAAUACACUUCAUUCGUUAGCAGUUCAAGAAACUGAAUUAGUAACACGUAAAAAAUCUAUGUUGUCAUUGGCAAAAUUGGCACUUCUUGCAUCUGAUGAACCUGAAUAUGAAAUAAAAGAUUGUAUAAAAAGUAUUGACAAUGAAUUAGCUUUGAUUGCUCAUCAAGAAGAUUUACCAACUGGAGUACUCACCACAUAUGGAUAUGAUAUUGAAAAAUUGAAAGUAUUUACACCAGUAGAAUUAAUUACGCUUUAUACAUCUGAAGAUAAUGUCAUAGCAAGCGAAUAUGAUUUUAAAAAAGCUUUAGAUUUAUUAGAUUAUGUCAAACAAGAAGAGGAAAAGUCCUCAUUAAAAUUGCGAAUUUGGGCACGUGCAGCCCGAAGGGAUUCAUGGGAAUCAGUUGAAAAAAAUCCUAAGCAACAAGCACAAGGAACUAUAUUUUUUAAAUUAAUGGAGCUUGCAUAUAUGAUGGGUGGUAAAGUUAAAGAAUUUCUACCAUCAGUUGAUGCACUUUUAAUGGAACCUGAAUUAGGAACUCUUGCAGCAUCCAGUAAUUUUCAAUUUCUUGUCAAAUUAUUAUAUGAAUAUGCUUAUGAUAAUUAUUAACGUUAAAAUAUUUUUACGUGAUAUCAUUACCAGUACUAAGUUUGUAUUUUUGUAUACAAUAAAUAAAAACUAUAUAUAAACUAUCAAUAA
Molecule: messenger RNA, 3661 nt
Organism: Vespula vulgaris
Lineage: Eukaryota; Metazoa; Arthropoda; Insecta; Hymenoptera; Vespidae
Gene: Nup133
Product: nuclear pore complex protein Nup133
Exons: 19
Coding region: 158-3571 (1137 amino acids)
Biological process (GO): poly(A)+ mRNA export from nucleus; transcription-dependent tethering of RNA polymerase II gene DNA at nuclear periphery; protein import into nucleus
Cellular component (GO): nuclear pore outer ring
Molecular function (GO): structural constituent of nuclear pore; protein binding
Source: RefSeq, a predicted model, not a curated record